Molecule: messenger RNA, 474 nt
Organism: Marasmius oreades (fairy-ring Marasmius)
Lineage: Eukaryota; Fungi; Basidiomycota; Agaricomycetes; Agaricales; Marasmiaceae
Exons: 5
Coding region: 1-474 (157 amino acids)
Source: RefSeq, a predicted model, not a curated record
AUGGAAGCCACCGGCCAAUGUGGACUGUCGAGGGGCUGCAAUUUGAAUAGGAUAUCGUCGUAUUUCCUUUGGAACGAUUCGCGUCUGACUAACACGGUUCGACCUUUCAAUAACGUAGGGAUGUAUCCGAUCCGAUGGUGCUACCAAUGGUUGACACCAACCAACUCUGGACACAACCCAGGACACGACGAAUCAUAUAACAAGGAACACGAACUAUCUAAACAGCGAGCAAGCAGGGCAAUAGGACGAGUAGGAAGUCAAAACAACGAGUCAGGAUGGGAAUUACAUGCAUUGAGUGCGCUAGGUGGACGCGUAGACCUUACCAAUGUCAUGUCAUGCAGAAGUGGCGACCAACAGCGAUGUAAUCAUUGUGAUAGUCUAUAUAUCUAUGAAUAUUACUAUGAACAACAGCAAGCAACACCAUGGACGUGGCGAGGGACCUGGGUGAACAACAGAAUUGAGGAGGAUUGGUAA